Molecule: messenger RNA, 2152 nt
Organism: Xenopus tropicalis (tropical clawed frog)
Lineage: Eukaryota; Metazoa; Chordata; Amphibia; Anura; Pipidae
Product: protein CutA homolog
Exons: 6
Coding region: 628-1224 (198 amino acids)
Biological process (GO): response to metal ion
Source: RefSeq, a predicted model, not a curated record
GUGAACUACCUCUUUAAGAAGCCUUGAGCAUGUCUUACCCUGCGUGGCACAGGGGAUGCCCAGGACACAGGGAUUAGAUGCCCCCUUAAACAGAACCCCGGGGUGGUCCAUGUUUUUUAAGAGUAGUAGCACCCACCCUGGGGUAGCAGGUAACAAUGGCACUCCCCAGUGAUUUUCCCCUUCCUUCUCCUGUAAUGUGCAUGUCCUGUCUCCGAGGGAAGCAAUUUCCCUUUGGACAUUCUACUUCCUGUUCAGAAAGCUCAGGGGGACAAACUGACAUUUGCAAGAGAAACGGUUUCCCCCCGACACUGGAUGUAUAUAUCCCUCCUGUGCUACUGGUUCUGACUCCUGACACAAUGUAGAAGACGGCAGACCUGGAAGGUAUCUGUCUUCUGCUGCAUUAUUUUCAGGAGUCAGAAAGGGAUAAAUAAAUAGGCAAAAAGAAGUUUUUGGGUGCAGAUCCCCUUUAAAGAGCUCGGUAGUCUUAUCCCGGCGAGGGCAAGUAAGGGAGGGGGGGCGCUUUGGAACAGAUUAGAAGCUUGUCCUUAGCAGACCCAUGGGAGACGCAGGGCUUUAGCACCUAAUGAAUGCAUGUACAAGCCAAGCAGGGAGGGAUAGAGGAGUAUUAUGAUCUGGGAGCAGCGGCAGAGCUUGCUAAUGAUCCCGGUGCCACAAACUCAGCCGGAUCGACUUCCCACGCCUCCUUCCCGGCACCGUCUCCGUAGCGAUGGGACUGCUGAGAGCCCCCUGAACAUGAACUGCUGCUGCCAGGGGCUGCCUCACAAUGGGCACCGCUCAGCCUGGAUCUUGGUUCUGCUGGUCAUCCUUGGCUCCUGUAUGCACCCCAUAUUAAAGAGCAUUUUCUGUCACAUUCACUCUGCGAUCACCGGCAGUUACAUCUCAGGAACCCAUUCCUUGGUUUUCGUCAACUGCCCGAAUGAGCAAAUUGCAAAAGAGAUUGCCAGGGGUACCUUAGAGAAGAGAUUAGCUGCUAGUGUGAACAUCAUGCCAAGGACGCCAGUUCUCUCCAUUUGGAACGGAGAAAUCGAGGAAUCCACUGAAAUACUCCUUAUUAUAAGGUCAAAGACAUCCAUGAUGCCUGAAUUGUUUGCCUAUAUCCGGUUUGUUCACAUCUUUGAAACCCCUGAUUUUAUCAGUGUUCCAAUUGACCAAGGAAACCUGGAUUAUCUGAAGAUGAUUGAAAAUGUGAUUUCCGAGAAAUAACUAAAGGGAUGUGCGGUUGUUCUACAUGGAUACAGGAGAUGGGCUUAUAGAACACCAACCAAUAUGUUCCUCUGUCCGCUGAAACUGCAAGUUGCGCAUCAGAAAGGUCCAAGUCAGAGGUUGUUGAAUGUUUUGGUUUACGUCCACCUAAGAGGUCCAACUUUUGGUCAGGCUUCUUCCCUGAGCUCAUCAUGACAAGGCUAGAUAUAUAGGCAAGCGUUGGUGCAUCAGCCAUAGUUCCAAGAACAUCAAUUUAGCACAAUUCUCACGCCUAAGUGACCUUCAAGCUGAGCCUUCAGGGGUAUUUUUUUUUACAAAUUUCUUCCUAAGUAGACUUCAGGCUGAGCUCCAAGUUCCACGGCUUGGGAACCAUUGGUUUAGGUGUUUAUGGUGUCCAACCAUCGAUUUGAACCACUGGUUUAGGUGUUCAAGUAACAUGGACACCAGAGAAAGUAACAAUGGGGUGUCUUAAACAAGGGGUGUGGUUAGAAAUAUAAUGGGUGUGGCUAGAAGAAAAAAAAAAUCACCCAGAUUCAGUUCCUGAGUUCCCAUCUCUGUAAGUGCUGAACUUCAUUAGGUGCCUUCAAAAAUAUAAAGCAAUUGUUGCAACUUCCAACUUUGUCUGCCACUAAGAAAGAAGGAAUCAGAGCAAAAUGGAGGCACAAUACAGAGAUCCCUUUAGUAAUGCUCAUUUACUAGAUAUGUGACCAAGGCUGGAAUAUGUUUAAAUACAGGAAAUUAGCCUCAAAUUAUAAACACAAUCACAACAAGAAGGACUGGAGGUGGGGGUUCCAAGUUAUAUAAUCUUUAGGCAAAUAUUCUGAACUAAACUGAAUUUUAAAAAUGUGUUUUGAUUUAAUAUUUAAUUACAAAGACUAUGCAAAUUUUGUUUUCUAGGAUUCUAAAAUAAAUGUUCUUACCAGGUUUA